Alosa sapidissima (American shad) is the source of this 1186-nucleotide messenger RNA. Its product is annotated as histone H1-like. The record is from RefSeq and is a predicted model, not a curated record. The transcript has a single exon. Gene Ontology annotation, molecular function: structural constituent of chromatin; DNA binding. Gene Ontology annotation, cellular component: nucleosome. Bases 32 to 643 code for a protein of 203 amino acids. Gene Ontology annotation, biological process: nucleosome assembly. Lineage: Eukaryota; Metazoa; Chordata; Actinopteri; Clupeiformes; Clupeidae.
AGUAGUCUGUGCGUGAAACCUAAACUAUACAAUGGCAGAAACAGCUCCAGCUCCCGCUGCGGCCCCAGCAAAGGCCCCUAAGAAGAAGGCGCCCCGACCCAAGAAAACUGGCCCAAGUGUGGGCGAGCUCGUCGUCAAGGCCAUCUCUGCUUCAAAAGAGAAGAAAGGAGUCUCUCUGGCUGCGCUGAAGAAAGCACUGACGGCUGGUGGGUACGAUGUGGAGAAGAACAACGCUCGUGUCAAACUGGCCAUCAAGAGUUUGGUCACCAAGGGAACUCUUGUCCAGACAAAAGGGACCGGCGCGUCCGGCUCGUUCAAGCUGAACAAGAAACAGGCAGUGGAAAAGAAGCCGGUAAAGAAGGCAGCUCCUAAAGCCAAGAAGCCUGCAGCGAAGAAACCUGCGGCGGCAAAGAAGCCCAAGAAGGCAGCAGCCAAGAAGCCUGCGGCCGCCAAAAAGUCUCCGAAGAAAGCAGCCAAGAAGCCCGCCACACCGAAAAAGGCAACGAAGAGCCCGAAGAAGGCCAAGAAGCCCGCUGCCCCCAAGAAGGCAGCGAAGAGCCCCAAGAAAGCAAAGGCAGCGAAACCCAAGGUGGCUAAGCCUAAAGCUGCCAAACCCAAAAAGGCUGCACCCAAGAAGAAGUAAAUGUUCGCGCAUUAGUCUUUCACCAUGUAUACGAAAAGGCUCUUUUAAGAGCCACCCAAACGCUCUCUGAAUGCUUUUAUUCCGUCAGUGCCUGCUGGUAGGCAGACGAAUUUCUGUUUGCGAAUACACAAUCAUACUCGGGUCCUUCUGCAUUUGUUUACUAUAGUUCACAAAACCCCGACUGCGUCAUGGAUCAAAUGAAUGAGUGUAUAAGCUACCCGACGGGGACAUAUAAAUAAAAGCGAGUGGUAUCAAGUAGUGUGUAGACAAUUCACUAAUGCAAUACAAGUACUAGUUAGCUCAACUUAUCCCAGCCUUGGUGGCUCAUCUAACCCCACAACCACCAUUUUGAUAGAAAAUGCUUCUCACAACAAGCCAAGGUAACAUUCAUGAUUUGUGUAGCCCUCACAUCAUAGAUUACGAGGGCACCCAUUGAGGUGUAAUGCAUCUGAAUGUUCUAUUCACGUUUUCUCCAAAUAACCCUAACUCUGGACAUGAACGGAAUCCACAUUUUUUUUUACCACAUUUGCCAUGCGCUGUACC